This is a messenger RNA of Chlorella variabilis, 1476 nucleotides long. RefSeq lists its product as hypothetical. Gene Ontology annotation, cellular component: NuA4 histone acetyltransferase complex; Swr1 complex. Gene Ontology annotation, molecular function: transcription corepressor activity. Gene Ontology annotation, biological process: negative regulation of transcription by RNA polymerase II; chromatin remodeling; DNA repair. Lineage: Eukaryota; Viridiplantae; Chlorophyta; Trebouxiophyceae; Chlorellales; Chlorellaceae. The transcript has 9 exons. The coding region runs from base 1 to 1296 and encodes 431 amino acids. The record is from RefSeq and is a predicted model, not a curated record.
AUGGGGGAUAUCAAGGACAUCCUGGGCGUGCCCCGGGAUGGCCUGCCGCCGGCGGCAAAGUCCAAAAAGUCCAAGGCGCCUAAGCUGGUCAAGCCCAAGGGCAUGAGCAGGCAAGGCACUGGUGGAUGGGCCGCUUGGCCUCGAUGGGAGGCGUUUGCGCUGCUGAGCGGCAGCCACCCGCUCAUGCCCUCCCAGCUCAUGGGAGACAUCCGCAAGAAGGAGGGGGUGGCGGGGCUCAAGGAGAAGGCGAGGAGGGACCCACGUGGCGUUGUGACUUUUCAGUGGCGCAAGUUCCGCAACCCGGCGCGCGGCGACGACCUGGAGCUGGAGCACUGGGUGAAGUGCUACCGCGACGCGCGGGGGCGGGUGACGCCGGCAGACGCGGGAGAGUACUCGUUCGCAAAGUUCAACAAAAAGCCCCCCAUCAUGCGGUACAACGACGAGGAGUACAAGAGCCUGAUCAAGAAGGAGGCGGGGUGGUCCCGCGAGGAGACCGACUAUCUGCUGGACAUGGCGGCGCGCUACGAGCUGCGCUUUGUGGCCAUCGCAGACAGAUACGAGUUCCCUGGGGCGCCGGAGCGCAGCAUCGAGGACCUCAAGGCCCGCUACUACUCCGUCGCGCGGCAGCUGCUGGUGGGGCGCGAGGGCGGGCCGGAGUCUGUGGCCAACAACACGCUGGUGCGGCACCCCUUCAACCCGCAGCACGAGCAGAAGCGCAAGCGCGGGCUGGAGCUGCUCAUGCAGCGCAGCCGGGAGCAGGACGAGGCGGAGAACGAGAUCCUGCAGCGCGCGGCGCAGAUAGAGGCCAAGCGCAAGGCGGAGGCAGCGGCGCGGCGCGCGGCCGCGGGGCCCUCCGCGGCAGCGGCGCCGGGAUCCCAGGGCCCCGCUGCGCCUGCAGCACGAGAGGUCACCGAGUUCACAAACGAGGAGGCUCCCGGCGUGCCGCCGCUGUUUGACGAGGAGGCGCAGCCCAAGGAGCCCGAGAAGGGGGCGGUGGCGAGGGGCGCUGCCGCGCGGGAGCUCGUGGAGGCGGUGGCCGCCAAGCAGCUGGGCAAGGCGGCCAAGGCGCUGGAGGGUGCCCUCCAGGAGAUCAAGAUGGACGCGUUCCCUCGCUGCACGACACGCGCCGUGUGUGGUGCAUACAUCUCCCUGCAGAAGGAGGUCAUCGAGCUGCUGGAGCUCAAGCGCUCGGUGCAGGCCAAGCAGCACCUGCUGGCCGGCAUGAAGCGGGCCAAGCGGGAGGAGGAUGUGGACGAGACGCCUCGCAGCGAGAAGCGGCAGCGCAUGGGCAAGUAGGGAGGAGGGCGAGGCGCGCCGGCGGCCCCGAGCGGCAGCUCGCGGCGUGGGCAAGCAGCGAGGAGCUGCAGGAGCAGCCUGCCAUGGUGUGCGCCGCGCGGCGCGCCGGCUCUUGCGCCCGGCUCCUGGCGACGGUAGCUUGGCGCUGUGCAGCGUGCUGGCUGGCGUCGCUGUUUGUGU